AUUUCAGAGUGCAUCUGUAGUGUAUCAAGGACUUACAUAUUACCCAAUUCACAUCGAACGCAUCAGUCAUCACAAUGGAGGUCGUAAAAGAGCUGGAAGAGGAUGGGAAGGGGGUGGAAAGAGUUGUUAAAGAUCUCUCUGCUGGAGCUGUAGGCGGAAUGGCCCAGGUUUUGCUAGGACAACCUUUGGACAUUGUGAAAGUCCGAUUACAGACAAGACCGGAAUACACGGGCGCAUUGCAAUGCGCCCGCAGUGUUUGGAAAAAUGAAGGCCCCUUGGCCUUUUACAAGGGAACCUUGACCCCUCUGGUUGGCAUUGGAGCAUGUGUGUCCAUUCAAUUCGGUGCAUUCCACUACGCUCGGCGCAUCUUCGAGUCUCGGAAUAUCCAAAACUCGUCAAGGAAGGACGGCAGCCUUUCUUAUCCACAGUACUUUCUUUCAGGCGCAUUUGCCGGUGUUGCAAACAGCGUUAUCUCAGGGCCCAUUGAGCAUGUUCGUAUCCGGCUGCAGACCCAGCCACAUGGAGCCGCACGCCUCUACUCCGGUCCUGUUGACUGCGUUCGCAAGCUCUCCUCCCAUGGAGGCAUCCUAGGAGGACUGUAUCGGGGCGAAGCGGUGACUAUUUUACGGGAAGCACAGGCCUACGGCUUUUGGUUUCUCUCUUUCGAGUAUCUCAUGAACGCGGACGCGAAACGUAAUCGGAUUGCACGGGAGGAUAUCUCCGCGCCAAAGGUCGCCUUCUAUGGAGGCCUGGCUGGAGAGGCUUUAUGGCUGAGCAGUUAUCCAUUCGAUGUUGUGAAAAGCAAGAUGCAAACGGAUGGGUUCGGCGACGCAAAGCGAUACAAGAACAUGAGAGACUGCUUCGCGCAGACCUGGCGCCACGAAGGGUGGAGAGGGUUUUGGAAAGGCAUAACGCCGACGCUGGUGAGAGCAAUGCCUGUCAGUGCUGGGACAUUUGCAGUGGUGGAGAUGACUAUGAGGUUGCUAGGAUGAUCACGGGCGCGAUUCGGUUUCUAUGUGCUUGGGCGGGACACAUUGCUAUUUAUGUCGACCGUUAAUAAAUCCACCUUCGGCAAACGUCGAUUCGUGGCCGAUCGGGCAUAUCACGAUCGUCGAGAUCCUCCCGGCCUCCCUGGUUAAGUCUGACUUUAUAGCCAGCAGAGACCUUUCAGCAUACUAGGAUCCUCAUAGAUAUAGAGAGUCAUAAUAGAUGCUUUUGUCAAGCCUACACUCUGAGACAUCCGUCUUGGUAUUAGUCUAAGCGGUUAGGCACCCUGCGAUCCAGGGCUUGAUCAUGAUGUCCUAAACAUUCCAUAAAUAGAACUAAGAAGAACUGAGAAGUCGUAAUAUGCC
Molecule: messenger RNA, 1352 nt
Organism: Eremomyces bilateralis CBS 781.70
Lineage: Eukaryota; Fungi; Ascomycota; Dothideomycetes; Eremomycetales; Eremomycetaceae
Product: putative mitochondrial carrier protein
Exons: 4
Coding region: 75-992 (305 amino acids)
Biological process (GO): mitochondrial L-ornithine transmembrane transport
Molecular function (GO): L-ornithine transmembrane transporter activity
Source: RefSeq, a predicted model, not a curated record